GGGUAACGUCCAUGGACAAAUCCCCGCUGUUGGAAGUAGUACUAGUGGUCCUAUAAAACAUCCAUCAGAUGAAACUGCAAGUAAUAAAUCAUAUAAAACAACUACUACACCAAUGACAAAAUCACAUCAUAAACAAUUAACACAGAAUCAUCCAACAAAUCCACAUUCAUCUGGGCAUCAUACUACACCGAAACAGAAUCCAACUACUACUACUAUUAAUAGUAAUAUUGUGAAUGGAAGUGUUAAUCCAAUGUCUAGUACAAUGUUACCACCAACAAAAUCAUCAGAACACGAGACAACAACAACAAUCGUUCAACUACAAGAAACAAUUGCUCAUUUAAAAUCUGUUAUUCGAGCAAAAGAUCAAAGAAUACAAGAACUUGAAAGAGAUAAAGAUAAACUACGUUCUGUGUUGCAUCAGCAAUUGACAAAUAGUUGGGAAGAAUCAAAUCUCUCACCGUCAGCUGAUAAUUCGAAAGUUACUCGUGAAGAUCUUUUACCUAUUAGUGAAGAUGCAUCAACCGAAACUGCUACUUCUACUUCUGCUACCGCUGCUGCUCCUACGACCAAUACCACUACUACUACUAUUACCAUUUCAGCUAAUGCUACUACGGUUACUGCUGAUACUGGUGAUCAUAAUAAUAAAAAAGAUCAAGAUGAAUCACACAGUCCUUCUUCAUCGACUUCAUCAUCUACUGCAGCUGGAUCACCAUCACUGCCUAAUACUGAGGUGACUACACCACCACCUGCAGCUGCAAUAUUACUACGUAAACGUUUAGGUGUAUCUGGUGAAUCAAUGAAAUGUGCUCAAGAAUUAGUUUAUCAUGAUAAAGAUGCACAUUCACGUCGACAAAUACGUGAAGCAUUAAGAAGUAAUGAUUUAAUCAAGAAUUUAGAUGCUGUCCAACUACAAGAAGUUGUUUCAUGCAUGCAUGAACAAACAGUUGCCGCCAAUUGUUAUAUUAUUCGUGAAGGGGAUGAUGGUGGACAUUUAUAUGUUGGUGCAGAGGGUGAAUUUGAAGUUUCAAAAGGCGGUAAACGUUUGUAUGUUAUGGGAGCUGGUCGGUGUUUUGGUGAAUUGGCACUUUUAUACAAUUGUAAACGUACAGCAUCUGUAAAAGCUGUCACUGCUGCACGUGUAUGGGUGUUGGAAAGAGCCUGUUUUCAAACGAUUAUGAUGAAAACUGGUCUGGAGCGUAUUGAAGAACGUAAAGCAUUUCUUCGAAGUGUCCCACUGCUUAAAGAUUUAUCACCGAAUCGUAUACUACGUAUAGCCGAUGCAUUAGAAGCCCAAUAUCAUUCAGCUGGAGAUUGUAUAAUUCGACAAGGUGAACUGGCAGACAGCUUCUUCCUUAUUCAAUCUGGAAAGGUUAGAGUUACUAUAUCUUCAUCACAAAGUGGUCCUAUGGAAAAUAAAGAAACUGAAAUAAGACAAUUAGUCAAAGGUGAAUAUUUCGGUGAAAAAGCUUUACUCGGUGAAGGUCGACGAACAGCUAACGUGUAUGCUGUUGGUCCUGGUGGUGUAGAAGUAUUAUGCUUAUAUAGAAAGGACUUCUUAGAAUUGAUUGGUGAUAUACAAGAAUUGAAAAACAAGGAAUACGCUGAUGAAGAAACACGUCUACUUAGUCAUGGGUCAUUAUCGAAAAAUUUAUCCUCUGGUUCAGAUAUAAAAGAUUCAACCAAAAUGUUGGAUUUAGCUUCGACAACAAAAAGUCAAGAUGGAUUACAUGCAACCACAGGGAAAUCAUUACUGCCAGCAAGUUUAGCACUUACACCCAAGAUACAAUGUAAUAUACAAUUAAAAGAUUUAGAACGUAUAUGCGUAUUGGGUGUUGGCGGUUUUGGUCGAGUAGAUUUGGUGACAUUAGCCCAUGACAGAACUCAAGCCUUCGCUCUGAAACGCUUACAAAAAGCGCAUAUUGUACAGACACGACAACAAGAGCAUGUUUAUUGUGAAAAGCUUAUUCUCUUAUCAGUUUCAUCACCGUUUAUUUGUCGAUUGUACAACACAUAUCGAGAUAAUAAAUAUGUGUAUAUGCUGUUGGAAGCGUGUUUAGGCGGUGAAUUAUGGACUAUAUUACGUGAUAGUCAUCAUCUUGAAGAGCGUACUGCAAGAUUUUGUAUGGCAUGUUGUAUUGAAGCGCUAGAUUAUCUACAUCGUCAUGGAAUUGUAUAUCGUGAUUUAAAACCAGAGAAUAUGCUUGUCACAGCGAAAGGUUAUAUAAAAUUAUGUGAUUUUGGAUUUGCAAAAUAUAUUGGAAUUGGUCAAAAAACUUGGACUUUCUGUGGUACACCAGAAUAUGUUGCUCCGGAAGUUAUUCUUAAUCAAGGCCAUGAUUUUGCUGCAGACUAUUGGUCAUUGGGUAUUUUAACAUUUGAAUUAUUAACUGGAGCACCUCCAUUUCAAGCUUCUGAACCAAUUAAAAUCUAUAUGAAAACUUUAAAGGGGAUAGAUGCUUUAGGCUUAGCACAAAAUAAAUAUAUCAGUUUGAAAGCCUUACAGUUUAUUCGACGAUUAUGUCGAUUUAAUCCAUCUGAAAGACUCGGCGUCGGUAAAUAUGGAAUACAAGAGAUACGUAGUCAUAAAAUCCAGGAUAAAGCGCAUUUCGUCGUAUUUGGAGACUCGUCAUCUGGAUGUUAUUUGUUUAACUUUAUGCUGAGUGUUUGACGCCGUUAUAUACAAAUUCACUUCAAUCUAGAUAGUUAGUCUUAUACGAAUAGAUUUACUUGCUACCUCUGUCUGUGUCAUUCACCGAAAAUAACGAAUGACGUAUGAACUUGGUUUGGUCAUCAGAUGACUACGAUAAGGCAUUUUCUGAUGUGUUCCAUUAUGGAUAAAAUACAAUAUUUUCAAGGUUUCGAUUGGGCUGGUAUAGUAAAACAAACAUUGGCCACUCCAUUCAAAGUUAAGUUGAAUGGACCAUUAGAUCAUUCAAAUUUUGAUCGUUUCACAAUGGAUGAACAAGAAGCACCAGAUGAAUUAUCCGGAUGGGAUGCCAACUUUUAGUGGACUGACAGUGUCUGUUUGUGCGUGUGUUCGUUGCAUGUGUGUGUGUGUGCGCACGUUUCUUACCUUACUCUCUUCAACAAUACACACCUGUUUACUUACAUGAGUAUAUAUACAGAGAUAGAUAUUCUGAGAAAGUGGGAUGAUUCGUUUUUUCUCUUUUCUUUGUCUUUAAACCUAAACGAUUGUGGUGUACUACUGUUUGCCUUUGAGUAUACAAAUUGUAGUGUAGUAGAAAAUUUGUUGAUGAAAUGUAUUUUCUACAUUCAUCUGUGUGUGCUUGCGUGUGUGCGUGUGUGUAUUCGGAUCCAUCUGUUUCCCGUUGACAUUGCUCCUACUGCUGCCAAUGUUAUUGUUAUUGUCAUUAUUUCCUCUCUAUUGUUUCUUACGAUAUCAUAUAUAAAAAUGGUCUGUAUUAUAUUUGCUCCUGUUAUGUGUUUGUUUAUUUUUGUCUGUGUGUGUGUGUGAGUGCGUGCGUGCGUGCGUAUGUUCACUACGUGUAGAGAAAACCUGAGGAAUGUGUCUUAUAUUCAUCAAUUUGUUGUUUUCUCCCUGAUGAAUUACUCCUGUGUGUGUAGGCAGGUAGGUGUCAUACACACAUUGUCACUUGAAAUUAUAUAUAUCAAAACACGCUCCUGCCCCAUCUCUCUCUCUCUCUCUCUGCCACCCUCUCAACACACACUCUUUCCCUAUACACACACUUAAACGCAACUUGAAUUGUUUGAUAAAAGAGAUUAUGCCCCCCCCCGCCCCCACCAACGCAUACACACACCUCCUUUCUGUCUCUAUUUGUGUUUAUUUUGCCUUAUUUUACCUACCCUUAGAAGUAAGUGAAACUAUCUUCUGUCUAUCAGUGAAGUACAGGAGUAUAUAUGUACUAAAACAGAGAGAGAGAGAGUAUAGAACACAAAGUCGAAAGUGAGAGAGUAAAUCCUUCGAAGGUAUCCUACCUAUUAUUAUCAUUAUCAUUACAUAACCAUUUUUCCAUCUGUCUUCAUUUAUCUUCAUGUUGAUUUUCGUCUUAUAAUUUGUGUUCUUUUUCUUUAUAUAUAUAUAUAUAUAUAUAUAUAUAUAU
Messenger RNA from Trichobilharzia regenti, 4082 nucleotides. NCBI's taxonomy places the organism in Eukaryota, Metazoa, Platyhelminthes, Trematoda, Strigeidida, Schistosomatidae. The record is from the annotation of a GenBank genome assembly.